Molecule: messenger RNA, 612 nt
Organism: Exaiptasia diaphana
Lineage: Eukaryota; Metazoa; Cnidaria; Anthozoa; Actiniaria; Aiptasiidae
Product: DNA-directed RNA polymerases I, II, and III subunit RPABC2
Exons: 6
Coding region: 14-397 (127 amino acids)
Biological process (GO): DNA-templated transcription
Cellular component (GO): RNA polymerase III complex; nucleus; RNA polymerase II, core complex
Molecular function (GO): DNA-directed RNA polymerase activity; DNA binding
Source: RefSeq, a predicted model, not a curated record
CAAACCUUCCAAAAUGGCGGACGAGGAUAUGGGAGAUUAUGAUGACGACUUGGACGAAGUCGAAGAAGAAGAACCUCUUGAGGAUGUAGACGAACUUGAACCUACAGAUGAGACAGGAAACAUUGAUAUUCUACCAGCUCAAGAUGAAAACUUAGAACCAGCCAAAAGAAUAACCACACCAUACAUGACAAAGUAUGAGAGAGCAAGAGUACUGGGGACAAGAGCACUCCAAAUAAGUAUGGGAGCUCCAGUUAUGGUGGAGCUGGAAGGUGAAACAGACCCACUACAAAUAGCUUUAAAAGAGUUAAAAGCAAGAAAAAUCCCUAUCAUAAUCAGACGCUAUCUUCCUGAYGGCAGUCAUGAGGACUGGGGAAUCGACGAGCUGAUUGUAACAUGACACUUGUCAUUUUUAGCUUAAGCACAUUGUAACACUUUUCAUCAAGCUGUUUUGGAUUWCCUGUGUUGAGAUGAAAACUAUUACCAMUCUUCCUCUUUUGMAACAACAMAGGRAYACCAAAGGCAGACCAUACAUCUCUAAGGACAACAGUACAAACUGUCUGCUUAAAUGUAUAUAUGCUACUAUUUAGGAAUAAAUUUAGUAUGUUAAGACUA